AUGGGGCUUCCCAGAGGGUCCGGGGGUCUGCACCUGGGCCCUGAGCCCAUCCCCAGCUCCAUCCCCCAACAUGCCCCACCCUUUCAGUAUCAGGAGGCUCCCAUUACCUCUGGGAAAAAGCAGGGUUGGACCACCUCCCUGCUUCUAGUGGCCACCCCCCCACCCCCCACCCCCAGCAGCCUGUCCUUUAAUGAGAUGGCAGUGUUUCUCAAAGUCUAAUAUGCCUUCAAAUCGUCUGUGAUCUUGUGAAAAUGCCCAGUUCUGAUUCAGGUGCUCUGGGUGGGGCUGGGAUUCUGCACUUCCAACAAGCACCCGGGGAGGCUGACCAUGCUGAUCCAGGGACCACAUCAGUAGACUUUUGGUCGUAGUCAGACUGGCCUGGGCUCUUUCCCUGCACUGACACUUUCCAGACACUGUUACUGAGCCUUAUCCAGCCUCAGUUUUCUCAUCUGUCAGAGGGGUAGACUGUCACUGGCUGGCAGGAUAGUUUGCCAUUGAUCUGCUCAACAGAUGUUCCCUGGGUGCCAUCUAUGUGCCACACACUGUUGUGGCCUCUGAGGAUUUUCAGUGAAUAUAUCAGGGCCUGCUCUCAAGGUGGCUGCCGGAGGGUGAUGGGGCGGGGGGCGGUGGUCAACCAACAAGCAAGCACAGCACCUUAGCAGAGUGAUAAGUGCCCCCGGGGAGAAAACACAGGGCAAUGUGAGAGAGUGAGCAAACGGGGAGGUCCUCUGAUGGGGAGGGCAGAGGUCUGGGACAGCCCUACACCGACCAUCCUAUUUGGAUUUGGGGUGGUGUUAGGGAAGGAGAAUGUGAUGUCGAAAGUAGACUUGGAAGAUGAGGAAGAGGUGGACAGGGGAAAGAGUAGGGCAAAGAGCGAGCAGGAAGGACGGGAGGUGUGGGAGUCAGAGUAGGCGGUGGCUCUGGGACUGUACUAUCGAAGGGGCGGAGCUGGAGAUGUCAGUGGAGGUCAGGUCACUAAGGCCUGGCCUUGAAGAAAAUGGACUUUCUCCUGGAGCAGUGGAAAGUCUGGGGGUGGGGUCCAGCAGAGAAAUAGCAUCAUCAUAUUUGUAUGUGGAAAAUGGACUGUAGUGGGCCAGGAUGAAUUGGGAGGCCUGUGAGGAGAUGAGGGCAGCUCCCCAGCCCCUCAAGGCUGGAAAAGCCCGGCACUGAAGUGAGGAAUAGAUGAGACUCUAAGAGGUGCCUGGCAAGCCUAGCUCUACACAUGGUACUAUUAUUCCAGGAGUGAGGAGGGGUGGGAAUAGGAGUGGAAGCCCCAGCUUCAGCCUCUUUAAGAGCCUCUCAUCCAGCAGUAAAACUGACAGCAUGGACAGGGAGAGUUUGGGCUGCAGGGAACUUAGAUUAGGGGUCAUCUGUCUGGGGUGAGGAGAGGCCUCGCUGGGAUCUGGCAGAUCUUGGACAGGGAGGGAGAGGGCUGCCGUGUGUCGCAGCUUCAACGCCUUUUGCAUGUUCCUUCGGUGGUGUAAUGAGCGACCAAGCCAGAUGUGGAGACCCCAUCUGCCGGCCCUGCCUCUGCAACAGCGCCCAAAGAUCGGCUGUGUCCCCGCCAGCGACCAACGUGGACACUGCCCAGCUCCUGGAGCGGCUGCCUGGGCCGAGGCCUCGCUCCAGUGUAAUCGCCUGACGGCCAGGCGCAGCCCGACCCUGCAAACGCAGCCCCGCGGAGCCAUUACACCACCCGGGACAUGCAAAGGGCGCCCCCGGCGGCCGCUGCGGGAGCCGGGCCUGAGGGAGACGCACCUCCCUCCCCUCUCUUGUCUUCCCCGCCUUAGCUGAUGGCCGCCAGCUCGUGCUGCUACCCCCGCGAGGGCUGGAGGUACUCCCGCGAGCACAACGGCAUCCUUGGGCCCUUCGGCGAACUCAUGACUGAGGACGACAUCCUCCGCAUCGAGCAGCAAAUCGAGAACCUGCAAGUGCUGCACAAGGCUCAGAAGCUGGAGGCGCGCCUGGUGCAGCUGGAGCUGGAGCUGGAGCAGCUGCUGCCCAUCUCGGCUGCCCUGUCGGCGCCGCGUUUCACCGUCGACCCGCGCCGAAUGCACGGCCGCGCCGCCAGCCUGCCCGCCUGGUGCAGCAAGAUCUCCAGGCUGCUCAAGAGCAUGGCCACGCUGCUGGCCGCGCUGGGCGGACGGCCGGCGCACUUGGCCGAACUACUGGCCGCGGACACAGGCCAGCCGCUAGCGCCGCUGUCGGACGCCCCCUGGCGGCCUGGCCCGCUCUGUAUGGGCCGCUCGCAUUCGCUCAGCUGGUGCCGCGAGGCCGUGGCGCGCGAGAUCUUCGAGUGCGGCGUCUCGGUGCAGCACCUCCGCGCCACCUACGAGCGGCACGCCCAGGGCCCGGCCCCCGCGCGCGGCCAGCGCCGAAAGCUGUCUCUGCCCGCCGGCGCCCCGGGCCGCGAACCUAUCCUCGAAGAGGACUAUGUGGCGGCUGGCCCCGGCAAGUCUAUCGCCGCCGGAGCCGCCAACGGCCUGCCGGCCGCAGGGGAGCCUCUGGGCGUCCUGGGCCCGCCCGAGGCGCCGGGCCGCCAGGCGGCGCUGCCCGAGCUCGGACAGCCGGCGCGCAGGCCGUCGUUCUCCACCGAACUGUGCGGCGUCCAGGACUACAUUGACAUGCGCAAGGAGCGCAUCGUCCACCUCUUCUUGGAGCACUGGCGCAAGUGGACCUUCCGCGGCCCCGGGCGCCAUGCCCAGGUGCGCCUGCGCAGACUGCUGCCCCGCGUGGUGGCCGCCGGCGCCCGCCCAGGCCCCGAGGCCGCGGACGCUCCCCCGCCGCCGGCGGGCGACGGCCCGGACGAGCGGCUGUUGCGCCUGCUGAAGCAGCGGCAGGUGGUGGGCAAGCUGCUGGGCCACUGGCGGAGCCUGCUGCGGCGGGUGCCGGCUCCCCAGCCCCGCGGCCCCGGUCUGGCGCAUGGCUUGUACUGGCCCGAGCACUUUCUUCCGCCCCUCGACGGCGGCGCGCCCCCGAGCUACGACAGCCUCACCCUCGACCUUUUCAUGCUCGGCUAUUUCCAGCUGCUCGAAAUGGGCCUGACCCGCCAGGAGCGCAAGUUCCGCCACCUGCUGUGCUAUGAGAUGUUCGACCGGCUGGGCAGCUACCCAUGGGAGCUCAUCCGUCUUUUCCACCGCGUGGUGCUCGAGGAGGUGGAGGCCGGCCGGCGCGACUGGAGCGACGGCUUCGAGGACCUCAGGCGCCAGUUCUUCGGAGAUACUCCGGAGGCUGAGCCGGCCCAGGAGGAGGAGGUGGAGGAACAAGAGGAAGGGACAGAAGAGGAGAGGGAGCCAACCGAAGAGGCCACUCCAGCUCAGAGGGGGGACUGGCCAGAGGGGCAGCCUGAGGCCUCCUCCCCUGCGCCACAUCCCCCACCCCCACCAGCCGAGCCUCCGCCUACGUCGGACCCUCCUAGUUAUGAAGCCCCUGUCGAAGACCCCCUGGAGCUGGUAUCUGAGAUGGGCGAGUUCAGCAAUGAGGACAUCUGCCGAUAUAUUGACCGCAGCUUCUCCUUCUGGAAGGAGAAGGAGGCAGAGCUUUUUGACAUCUGAGCUGUAGAAUUCGGAAUUUACCCUCAAUCUCAGCCUGGGCCUCCAGAGGCCAGAAGCUGGCAGGAAGAAGCUCGGACAGGACGGAUGAAUGGCCUUGAAAAACCCAGAGUGUCCAGGACCAGGCUGCCUCAGCCUUUGAGAUCCCAUCGUGGCCAGAUGUGGGGCGUUGGCCAGAAUGGGCAGGGCAUGGAGCGGGUCAAACCAGGUGUCCCCCUCUGGGUCUGCAGCGUUUCCUGGCUCUGAGUGGAGCCAGGUGGAAGCAGCAGCCCCUCUGAGUGAGGGACUGUGGGUCCCCCUUGGAGCAGUGUGGCUCUUCCUCGCUUUGGUUUUUCACUGGCUUUCACAGCUACCUCUUAGGCUCGGGUCGAGGGAGCCUUGUACGCAGUGUUCAUGUGACGUGUGCAGGCCCUUUCUCCUCUGUAAUAUGCAAGUAAUAAAUGUCUUUGCUGUAA
Molecule: messenger RNA, 4006 nt
Organism: Camelus dromedarius (Arabian camel)
Lineage: Eukaryota; Metazoa; Chordata; Mammalia; Artiodactyla; Camelidae
Product: espin-like protein
Exons: 1
Coding region: 1794-3554 (586 amino acids)
Biological process (GO): actin filament bundle assembly
Cellular component (GO): cytoplasm
Molecular function (GO): actin filament binding
Source: RefSeq, a predicted model, not a curated record